CUGGAUUUAAAACGCUGUCGUUUACACUUAAACUUUAAAAAUUUCCAGCCAUCAUCAUUGCCAUAAAAAACUAUUUAACUGAUUCGAAUAAUAUCUUCUCGCAGGUUCUAGUUUAAACCAUCUCUGAGAGUACCAGUAGUUGAAUUACAUAGAAGGUACUUUCUCUUCUUCUUCCUGUUCCUUUCUGAUCACAGUCAUCUAGAAUGGCCAACAGACCUCAAAUUCGUACCAGUGAUUCAGCUCUCAUCGCGAUGAUUGCCGAUGAGGACACUGUAGUUGGAUUUCUACUUGCUGGAGUUGGAAAUGUUGACUUGCGGAGAAAAACAAAUUACCUUAUUGUGGAUUCAAAAACUACUGUGAAACAAAUUGAAGAUGCAUUUAAAGAGUUCACAUCCAGGGAGGAUAUUGCAAUAGUGCUGAUUAGCCAGUUUGUUGCAAAUAUGAUAAGGUUUUUGGUUGAUAGCUACAAACAACCAAUCCCUGCAAUUUUGGAGAUUCCUUCUAAGGAUCAUCCAUAUGAUCCUGCACAUGAUUCAGUUCUUUCACGAGUGAAGUACCUCUUCUCUGCAGAAUCUGUGGCAUCUGGGAGACGCUAAGUCAAGGUAUAUAUUCACUUGAUGCUACAGAUUCAUAUUACCUUCCCUGAAUCAUAUAUUGUUGCUAUCUAUCUACUAUUUAGGAAUUUUCAAUGCAAUGGAAUACAAGUUGUGAUGGUUUCCCUUUUAAAUGAUGUUGAAGAAACAAAGUGAAGCAACCCUCUGGAUAUGCAAGAAUUUGAAUGUCAUUUUGUGAAUGUAAAAGAUACUUUGAUGGAUGCAACAAAUUUCAGUUA
Messenger RNA from Mangifera indica (mango), 832 nucleotides. Its product is annotated as V-type proton ATPase subunit F-like. Lineage: Eukaryota; Viridiplantae; Streptophyta; Magnoliopsida; Sapindales; Anacardiaceae. Gene Ontology annotation, cellular component: proton-transporting V-type ATPase, V1 domain; membrane. The transcript is spliced from 5 exons. Gene Ontology annotation, molecular function: proton-transporting ATPase activity, rotational mechanism. The record is from RefSeq and is a predicted model, not a curated record. Gene Ontology annotation, biological process: proton transmembrane transport. Bases 204 to 596 code for a protein of 130 amino acids.